AGCUCUAAUUGGUUCAGGGCCGUGAUAACUUCCUCUUUUCCGAUUAUGGUGAGCGGCCAUCUCCACAUUUCUCCGUGCUGCAGUCUUACAAAUGUGGUAGGCCCCCGGUAAGCUCACAUAUACCGCAUUCAUUUCUCACUCGUAGGGCUGUCUCGAUCCUAACUUCUUUCAGCUCAUUUCCGCAAUCCGCGUAGAGAAGGCCAAGGUGUACGUCACGUCGAGCGAAGUAGCGCGCUGGACGCCCUAUCACGAACCCGCGAUCUGAUCUAGCGGAUCUCCCUUCCGGAGCACGCAGGAGCGCAUAAGUUACAGCGUGGAUACUUAAUCUCACUCACCUAGACUUACCCGUCGAAGAAUGGCUUCACUCUGGAGGAGAGCUUGCACCAGCUGCACCAAGGCCAAGAGACAAUGUACCAAAGGUCUGCCCGUGUGCCGACGCUGUGCGGAUAAACGCAUCCCCUGCGUAUACCCACCAGCGCGGCGAAUCGUUCAUGCGGAAACAGAGGCAGCGAUGGCGUCAGCAUCAGUUGCGGGCGCGUCUGCAGACGCGCCCCCUGUGAGUCAGAGAUGCAGUAACGACGCGGUCUCAGGUGAUCUAGGCUUCCCCCCGCUCUCGCUGACGCCAGCGGGAAUAGUCGGGACUGCUAUAGGAUGCCAAGCAGCAGCAGCGCCAAUGGCAGCAGAAGAAGCCCUUCAGCCACAGUGGCAGCCUGAUGCUACGUCCUCAGAAGCCUGGUUCUUAACGCCGGAGUCGUGGUUCACGGAUUUUACGCCUACGCCAAGCCAGCCGGCGGCCGUGAUGGACGGCGUGAUCCGACGCUUCGUCGAAAGCGUCCAGGACUGGCUGAGGCGCUGGGUGACGGAGGGCAGCAGCCCGCUGCACCACCGACAUCUAUAUCGCGAGAAGAUGCCACGGCACGUGCAGGACGCGUACACGGUCAUCGCGAUGUAUCACACCCUACCUCCCAAUAACGCUACUCACAGCAAUCAAAAUCAAAAUCAAAACCAAAGUCAAAGAAACCCCAGCAGCAGCACCGACGCCAGAGCAACAGCGAUCCGCAUCCUCGACGACCGCGCGACGCAACUACUAGAAGACCAGGCGCUGGGCGCGUCGUCGCCGGGCAAGCGCCCGGACGUCUUCGACCACCUGGGCCGCGUGCAGGCGCUCCUCGCGUACCAGACGAUCCGGCUGUUCGACGGCGACGUGCGCAUGCGGGCGCAGGCCGAGGCGCUGAUCCCGACGCUCGCGCUCUGGGCCCGGCAGCUGCUGGACUGCGCGCGCGAGACGCUGGACCGGCCGGGGCGCUUGCUCGCCGGGUUCGCUAGUAGUUUCGAGACCGAUUCUAUUAACGCUGAUCCGGGUUUCGAGGGUGGUAGGGAAGAAAAAGGAGGAGGAAAAGGAAGGGGAGGGAGUCGAUGUUCUGAGGAAACGCUGUGGAGGGCUUGGAUCCUGGUGGAGAGCGUGAGGCGCUCGUGGUCUGUCGCGACUUAUAUCCAGGAGAUCUAUCUGUACCUGAAGCAGGGCUGGUCGGAGUGUCCCGGGCGCGUGACGAUCACGAUGCGAGGAGGCCUGUGGGACGCCGGGACGCCGUACGCGUGGUACCGCGCAUGCAGGGAAAAGGACGCGCUGUUCUUGCCGACGACGCGCACGGAGAGUUUAUUUCGUGAGAGGCGGCCCGAGGAUAUUGAUGAGUUCAGCUUGCUCAUUGUGGAGCUGGGCUUUGGGCAGGAUAGGAUAGAAAGGUGGAUUGGGGAGAAGGGGAGGAGAGAAAUGGGAAGGGCGUUGAUGAUGGACGGAUGGGAUGAGGAGAUGGCGAUGUGAUGUCUUUGGAAACGAAGGAAUGUACGGACAAUGAGUAAUGGGAUCCUGUAGAUGCUGGAUUGUGGAUGUAAUUAAAAAUGACUAUCUAGUAAAUACUCCAACUACGAUGCAAA
Molecule: messenger RNA, 1935 nt
Organism: Annulohypoxylon truncatum
Lineage: Eukaryota; Fungi; Ascomycota; Sordariomycetes; Xylariales; Hypoxylaceae
Exons: 1
Coding region: 356-1822 (488 amino acids)
Biological process (GO): regulation of DNA-templated transcription
Molecular function (GO): DNA-binding transcription factor activity, RNA polymerase II-specific; zinc ion binding
Source: RefSeq, a predicted model, not a curated record